AGCAUAGCACACCGAGGUGUCCUGCACCCCAUGAUGCAUUUACGCGCUGCGACAAGUCCGUCCAAGGGAUUACUCCUAUUUACCAAAGGAAAAGUCUAGGGAACAGGAACCGAGUCGUCCCGUGUCCGUCGGCAGCAGGAGCGAAGUCGGUCUCUCUCUCUCUCUCUCUGUUUGCGGAAAGGGAGGAGAGGCGUUUGGCGAGAGAUUAUCAGAACGAUCCCUCGUUUAAUCAUAGAGAGAGAAACGCACUCUGCGCGAACGGAGAAAUGGAUCAGGUAUUGAACAAGGUUGGAUCGUACUGGUUGGGUAAGAAAGCCAACAAGGAGCUCGAUUCCGUCGGCGACGAUAUCAAUUCGUUGUCCACCAGCAUUUCAGGAGGAACCAGUUGGUUGGUUAACAAAAUCAGAGGGAAAAUGCAAAAGCCACUACCAGAAUUGCUGAAGGACUAUGACAUGGCAAUUGGUAUUUUCCCUCGCGAUGCUACAAACUAUGAGUUCAAUGAAGAGACAGGUAAGCUUACCGUCUACAUACCCUCGAUUUGUGAAGUGGGUUACAGGGACUCGUCUGUUCUGCGGUUUUCAACCACCGUAACUGGAUAUCUGGAGAAGGGGAAAUUAGCCGAUGUAGAGGGGAUAAAGACAAAGGUGAUGAUUUGGGUAAAAGUUACGUGUAUCUCAUCCGACGGAGGAAAGCUCCAUUUCACAGCUGGGAUGAAGAAAACCAGGAGUCGUGACGCUUAUGAGGUUCUUAGAGAUGGAUUGGGCGUGGAAAAGUUUUGAAAUGGGUUGCGAUGUCUGCGCAAAUAUACUCCGUAUAUCCUUGUAAGCUGUAACACUAUUCUGAAGGAUCUUGGAACCCUUUGCUUGCCUUCUUAACACUUGGUUGUUGUAAUGAUGAAUGUCGUAAGUGGAAAUGAGUCCAAUGACUUCGAUUGUGUGGAUUCGUCUUUCAAUAUAUGUUUGAAUGAUGCCAUGUAGCAGCUUGUAAGCAUGGUGAUUGUUUUCUCGUAAUAAAUAAACCAGUAUCAACGUCAACUGUAUGACGAUCUGUUCCGGUCAA
Messenger RNA from Rhododendron vialii, 1059 nucleotides. RefSeq lists its product as uncharacterized. Lineage: Eukaryota; Viridiplantae; Streptophyta; Magnoliopsida; Ericales; Ericaceae. Bases 267 to 779 code for a protein of 170 amino acids. The transcript is spliced from 3 exons. The record is from RefSeq and is a predicted model, not a curated record.